Cynara cardunculus var. scolymus (artichoke) is the source of this 1085-nucleotide messenger RNA. Its product is annotated as LOB domain-containing protein 41-like. The record is from RefSeq and is a predicted model, not a curated record. Lineage: Eukaryota; Viridiplantae; Streptophyta; Magnoliopsida; Asterales; Asteraceae. The transcript has 2 exons. The coding region runs from base 95 to 982 and encodes 295 amino acids. Gene Ontology annotation, biological process: regulation of gene expression.
UAUAUAUAUAUAUAUACACCCACCACCGCCACCCUCCACCGUAUAUCUUUCAAACCCUUUUCUUCAUAUCUUUCUUUCUCUAAAACCUGCAACAAUGAGAAUGAGCUGUAAUGGCUGUCGGGUCCUGCGAAAGGGAUGUAGUGAUGACUGUAGUAUAAGACCUUGUUUGCAGUGGAUUAAGUCGCCGGAAUCACAAGCAAACGCUACUGUCUUUUUAGCUAAGUUCUAUGGCCGUGCCGGACUUAUGAACCUUAUCAACGCCGGUCCUGAAAACCUUCGUCCUGGAAUAUUCCGGUCGCUUUUGUACGAGGCUUGUGGUCGGAUUGUGAACCCGAUUUACGGGUCUGUCGGGUUGUUAUGGUCGGGAAGGUGGCAGCUUUGUCAGAAUGCGGUGGAAGCGGUGUUAAAUGGGUCUCCGAUCGUUCAGGUGGCUUCCGACACGGAGGAGACGAAUAACGGACCGCCUUUGAAGGCGUACGAUAUCCGCCACAUAUCGAAGGAUGAGAACUCCGGUGGGUCUAACGAGCUUCACCGGAUCAGGACACGGUGUCGUUUCAAGAGAUCGGCAUCGAAAGGAAAAGCAAAAGAUAACCGGGUUUGGGUCGGAUCAUGCGAGGAAGUAUCGGGUCAUGACGAGAUUAACAACAGGUCGUCCAGUCAUGAGUCUACACUGAGCCACCAAUCUGAGGCGGCGCAUGUGGCGGAAGGUGAGAGCCACGAGACGGCGGAGGAAAGCUUGGUGUCGGUAGAGACGGCUGAGGGCUCCGCCGCGGCUCCCGUUAAAAUCGAGAGGGAUGAGUCGGCUACGAUUCAGGACAAUAAUGAUGAGAUUGGACUGGAGUUAACGCUUGGUUACGAGCCUGUUCGUCGUUCCCGGAGUCGGAGUCGGAGUCCCCAAAACGUUCAAAAACUAACCGGAGCUUCUGAUAACUCCGGCGAGGCAAUUUACAGGAUGGAACUGGGACUAGAUUAUCCAGUGUAGCAAGAUUGUAGCGAGUGAAAUGUACUAGAUCAGUUUUGACGGUUCAGAUCGAGUGUUUUCUUUUUUCUUUAUUUUUGUUUGAAAUUUGUAUACAGUUUUUUUG